AUGGCCGCGUUCUACAUUUACCCGGAUGCAGCCAUGGACCAGAGCACGACGGUGCUGGAGUGCCGCCCCUUGUGGUCCUUCGACGACCAGUCCGCUGAAGUUGCCAUGUUGGCUCUCCUGCGUCAGCACCCUGCCCGCGUCACCGACCCCGAGGCUGCCACACUUUUCGUCGUGCCGCUGAUGCCUUAUGUAAGCAGUGGAGCGGGGGAGUGCAUGGGAGAGAGCCACCAACGGCGCAUGUCGCGUGCCGCCUCCGCGUUGCGAAAGAGUCCGUUCCUCUCGCGCCGCGGCGGCCACGACCACCUCCUGAUCACAAACACCUUCCGCGUCAAAACGUUCGCUCCGUGGCUCAAGCCAUUGCUCGGCAACGCCACUAUAGCCUGGUUCGAGCAGCCGAGGCUUGCCACUGGCGAGCGGCGUCCGGGUGUGCUCUACUCCCUCGCCUUCUGGCGUUGCACGGUGGUCAUCCCGUAUCUGGCCAACCCGUUCUGCGCACAGCAGCGUGCAGCGGCGCCAGAAGAGGCGCAUCCCUCGUCUGGCGGCGCCGUGGAGGCUGGCGCCUCAUUAUCCGCCCAGCGUGCGCGCCGCCACGUCCGUGCGCCUGGCUCCGUCUUCUUCCAGGGAUCUUUUAGUGCGGCAUCCUACCUGCGCGGACGAUUCGCAUCAUUGCAGGACUUGCCCGGGGCGCACGUACAGGACGUGCCGCGAGGAUGCAGCGAGUCGCAGAAUGCAUCUCUUCGCCCAGAGUGUGCCGCUUCGAGGCUACGUGGCUCACCCUUGCACACAGCGCGUGGCAUGCUCAGCCACGAGUUCUGCUUGGUACCGAGGGGUGACACUCCCUCCAGUGGGAGGCUGUAUGCAGCGCUGGCUUGCCGCUGCGUGCCGCUGCUGAUUGCAAACAGGUUUGCGGAGCAUUUCGCCUUCCCCACUCGCGGUCGAUACGACGAGUGGGUUGUCAGCGUGCCGGAAGGCGAAUUCAUGCGAUCGCCGCGUGCCAGCAUCGAGGGCGCCAUCCAUCAAGCGCGUCCUCAGCUGACGCGCAUUCGCAGCGCAAUGGAGGCGGCAGGUGUGGAGCUGCUGUACGACGCAGCCGGCUCACGAGCUGCGGACAACAUGCUGCGCGACUGGAGUGCAAGUUGCGCGACCGGAGGCUAG
Molecule: messenger RNA, 1155 nt
Organism: Emiliania huxleyi CCMP1516
Lineage: Eukaryota; Haptophyta; Isochrysidales; Noelaerhabdaceae
Exons: 1
Coding region: 1-1155 (384 amino acids)
Molecular function (GO): glycosyltransferase activity
Source: RefSeq, a predicted model, not a curated record